This is a messenger RNA of Spea bombifrons (plains spadefoot toad), 1430 nucleotides long. It is a transcript of the gene FOXP3, whose product is annotated as forkhead box P3. Gene Ontology annotation, molecular function: DNA-binding transcription repressor activity, RNA polymerase II-specific; RNA polymerase II cis-regulatory region sequence-specific DNA binding. The record is from RefSeq and is a predicted model, not a curated record. The transcript is spliced from 11 exons. Gene Ontology annotation, biological process: regulation of transcription by RNA polymerase II. Lineage: Eukaryota; Metazoa; Chordata; Amphibia; Anura; Pelobatidae. The coding region runs from base 1 to 1263 and encodes 420 amino acids. Gene Ontology annotation, cellular component: nucleus.
AUGCCUAGACCUCAAAGCAACACUUCUGUUCUAGAUCCAUCUGCAAAGAAUGAUCCUCAUUGUGACGAGAAGGGUAAAGAACCCAGCAGCUCCUGGAAUCAGAGAAGUGACAGAGUUUUUACACAGCAGCAACCUCCGAAUCCUUAUGCCGCGGUGGCACCUUCAUCCUCCAUCAGUUCUUCCUCUCAAUUGAGGGCCCUGCUUCAUGAUAGCAAACAGGCAGUGGUCAUACACCCGCUCUCCAGGGGCCCCGUCUCCCGGUCUCCCGUCAUCCGUCUGUCUCCUGUUUCUUCAUCCGCAAUACUGAACCUUCAGCCCGCGAGGCUUUUGCCCGUUAUCGGCAAACAGAAACAACAGCUUCCCGUAAUGCAUGGAUUCAAUCUAACCAGCCUUGGGUGGGUUCAGGAGCAAACAUGUCUCAACAAACCUGGAGAAGUCACUAGCGGUAAGAAAAGCUUAGCUUCUGGAUCUCGGCAUCAUCCACCAUCCCAAGACGUAGAGUCGCGCCACAAAAAAUGUCCUGGUGAAGAAAAGUCCGAGGAAAGCACUGAAGUCAUCUCCUCUCUGAGUUAUGGAGGAGUCUGCAAAUUUGCUGACUGUGAGAAGAUAUUUGAAGAUCACGGCCUUUUCCUCAGGCACCUGCACAGCGAUCACAACUUGAGUGAUAAAAGCACCAUGGAAUGCCUUAUCCAGACCGAAGUGGUUCACAGUCUAGAGGAGCAGUUGGCGGUGGAGAAGCAGAGGCUCCAUGAGAUGCAGAGGCUGAUGACUGAUAAACUUAACGCUCAGGCAGUCCAUGUUCCUAAGCAGAAGGAGCAUAACCUGAUUCUCCACAGGCCAAGGGUCUCCGCAUGGUCUGGUCUGAAUGUGUCUGUCCCAGUUGGAAAAGAAUUCCCCGACAGCAUUCUGGCUGUCAGAAGACAUCUCUGGGAAGGUAGCAGCAUCAAUAUAUUUCAGGACAUGACAAACUGUACUGAAUAUUACAAAGUAAACAAUGUCAGACCGCCGUUCACGUACGCCUCUCUCAUUCGAUGGGCUAUUCUGGAAUCCCCGCAGAAACAAUUGGCAUUAAAUGAGAUCUAUCACUGGUUUACCAGAAUGUUUGCGUUCUUCAGAUCCAACAAGAUUACAUGGAAGAACGCAGUGCGACACAACCUCAGCCUCCAUAAAUGUUUUGUGAGAGUGGAGAACAUAAGGGGCGCCGUGUGGAUGGUCGACGAGUUGGAAUUCCAGAGGAAGAGAGGAGCGAGAAGUUCCCGCUGAGCAACAACGUGGCUGCCCCUCUUUAAAACUUCAGCACAGGGUCUCCUUGUGUUCAAACCUCCCCCCAUAUAUAACCAAUAAUUCUCCCACCUGGCAGUAAAGUCUCGCUGGCCUUGUAUCCAUGUCUACACCUCAAUACAGAGCUAAUUGAGCGCUUGGAAUGCGAA